AUGGACACUCCACAGCAGCGGCUGGUCGCAGGCUUGCUUACCUCGCUUGUAUCUUCGACUAUUGCACCAUCUGCUACAACUCAAACCCCCGCCUCCUUUUCGCGCUACGCCCAUUCUGUCCCUCCCUCCUCGACUGCGGUCCCUCCACAUAACCAUAAUGGCAACGGAAGAAGCGGCAUGCACGAAUGGUCGUCACUUAUUGGUAUCACCACGGCCUUGGUCGGCAAUGUUCUGAUUUCAUUGGCGCUCAAUAUCCAGCGCUACGCGCACCUUCGGAUCGCUCGUGAAUGGGAAGAAGAUAAGAGCAAACACGAAGCCGAAUGGCGGCGCACGCAUUCAGAGUCCUCAUUUGAAAAUCAGUAUGGGGCUCUAAGAAACGGCGAUCGGAACCGGUCCCGUGGACGCUCGCGCGUUCCAAACCUGCGUGUUGAAGGUAGCGGCUUUUCGCCGUACCGUGUUGAGGACGGCACUGCGAGAGAUAGCAGCGAUGCCUCUUCGCGAGAUUCUCUUGCGUCCGACCGGACUGCCCGACCUGGUGACGGAGGACACCAGCGCAAGUCUUAUCUCAAAUCUCCAUACUGGUGGGUUGGAAUCGUGCUUAUGUGUCUUGGUGAGAUGGGCAACUUCAUGGCCUACGGAUUCGCACCAGCUUCCAUCGUUUCUCCUCUAGGUGUUGUGGCUUUGAUCUCGAACUGUGUUAUAGCUCCAUGCCUUCUUAAAGAGAAGUUCCGAUCGAGGGAUUUCUGGGGCGUUUUGGUCGCUAUCGCGGGUGCUGUGGUUGUCGUGCUCAGUGCAAAAGACUCCGAGGAAAAACUGGGCCCUGGUGAAAUCUGGAUGAUGAUCACCCGUUGGGAAUUUAGACUCUAUCUGGGCCUAACCACCGGGCUGAUCAUAGCUCUUAUGUGGGCUAGCUUCCAGUAUGGCUCACGCUCAAUCCUCAUCGAUGUUGGGCUGGUCGCACUGUUCGGUGGAUACACAGCUCUUUCUACCAAGGGUGUUUCUUCGCUGCUGUCCUUCACUCUCUGGCACGUCAUUACCUUCCCCAUCACAUAUUUGCUCGUAUUUGUUCUUGUGUUCAGCGCAUUGAUGCAAAUUCGCUACAUCAACCGGGCCUUGCAGCGUUUUGACUCGACCCAAGUGAUCCCGACACAAUUUGUUCUCUUUACUCUAUCCGUCAUCAUUGGAAGUGCAGUCCUCUACCGUGACUUUGAGUCAAUGACGGCCGAGCGUGCAAUGAAAUUCGUGGGAGGAUGUUCCUUGACAUUCCUGGGAGUUUACUUUAUCACCAGUGGUAGGGUCCGGUCCGAUGACGAAUCUACCUUUUCUACCGAAGACGAAGAAGAGGCCAUUGGCUUGCUUCACGGUGAACGAUACCAUGAUCGGAUCGACCUCUCCCCUCCUGGCCAUCAUAUUGGACUGUCAAAAACACUGCAUUCCGCCCCCGGGGUAGAUCUUGACAUUGUGCACUCGCCUUCAGGGUCUCUAGCGAGCCGUGGGAUUGACGGAGUCGAUGAGAACGAGCUCACAGCUCGAGGUGUCCUAUCUGCUGCACCAUCGUCUCCUGCAGGCUCAUUGACCGCCAAUUCGACUUUCUCGGACCCCUCGCUGGAUCACGCAUCUCCUCUACGCGCUCCUUCUCACAUGUCCAACCCAUGGGCCGACUCAGAUCAACCACUCGUAACACCCAAAUCCGAUACGGAGAUUUACCGCGACGCUCCUCCUUCACCACGAGCCGUUGAUCCCAUUCAGGAAUCAACAGUCGAUCUUCAAUUCCCACCGGCUCCCGGUGCAGAGCAUCUAACUCCCGAUGGUUCAUCAGCAACUUUUCGUCGUGCCUCCACCCCAGCUCUUGGAAAUGAACCCCACAUUCUUCUCGAGACGCCUUCCCGACGCGCUGUGCGCAACUCCCUUUCUCAUAGGUUCUCCCCCGGUCCCCUUCUCCCUACCCUCUCGGGUGGUUUCAGCGCCGUUGUUGCUGAAUCCCUCCGCCGCGGCGAAGGCAGUCCCCUGAAAGAGCGGAGCAGGCGGAAGCUAGGUCGUCGUAGGCAACUAGAUGGCGCAUUCGACCGAGGCACGGGCCGUUACCAAGACGGCGAUCUCGCACAUCCGGGCGCCGAUGUUGAUGGCCUUGAAACCCCGUUGACGCUUGCCAAUGCUCGUCUCCAGUCCGCUACAAAUCCGGCAAAGCCAUCCGCCGAGGCCGGCCGCUCCACUCCGGGACUUGCUACCGAGCUCUACACCACAGCAUCUGACACCGGCGAUGAAGAAGGGACACGGCUCCGCAGCUUCAGUGACUCUUGGAGCGGUGGCCUUGCUUGGCUGGGCGGUGCACUGAAGAAGAACAACCAGCCUGUCGACAGCAGUGCGGUGACGCAAGGCACCGUGACUCCGCAGGCCAGCGAGGGGCUCUCGGCACAGGGUGAAAAUCAAGACUAUGCACACACCGAGAGCGAGUCUCGGACUUGA
Molecule: messenger RNA, 2466 nt
Organism: Penicillium maclennaniae
Lineage: Eukaryota; Fungi; Ascomycota; Eurotiomycetes; Eurotiales; Aspergillaceae
Product: DUF803 domain membrane protein
Exons: 1
Coding region: 1-2466 (821 amino acids)
Biological process (GO): magnesium ion transport
Cellular component (GO): membrane
Molecular function (GO): magnesium ion transmembrane transporter activity
Source: RefSeq, a predicted model, not a curated record